Zalophus californianus (California sea lion) is the source of this 8857-nucleotide messenger RNA. It is a transcript of the gene CFAP74, whose product is annotated as cilia and flagella associated protein 74. The record is from RefSeq and is a predicted model, not a curated record. Lineage: Eukaryota; Metazoa; Chordata; Mammalia; Carnivora; Otariidae. The transcript has 40 exons. Bases 2003 to 6895 code for a protein of 1630 amino acids.
AGGGAGAGGGAGAGAAUUCUAAGCAGGCUCCACGUGCAACACGAAGCUGGACCGGGGUUCAACGUCACAACCCUGAGAUCAUGCGAGCUGAAAUCAAGUCUGAGGCUUACUCGACUGAGCCACCCAGGCACCCCAGAAAUACAUUUUUUUUAAAUUCUAUUAAUUCAUACUAGUAUUUCCCAUUCACACCCAAGAUUACGGUUUUAAACUUAUUUUAUAUUUCUAUCUCUUCUCUCAAGGUGAAAAUGUUGGUUCCUAAUAUUACCAUACUACUUAUUUGCUGUAUCUCACUUCAUGCAAUUCCAGAAGGGCAAUAGCAAUAUUUCUACUAAGACCAGGACUACUGCAAACAAUUUGAGAUUUCUUUACAGCUCUUUUUGCCCUUACUAGUUAAGUACAAUCAAAUUGUUGCGUUUUAAAGUCACUUGAAUUCUUUUCUGUAAGGUUAAGCCACCAACCUGACAUGCAGUUAGGUUCUUUGGCUUCAUUUUGUUUCCAAUUUUUAGGGACUGAUUUAUUUUUGGCUCUGUAUUCACACAGUUCCAUAGCCAAAGGGACAAACACAUUUAGAGAAAUCUGAUUUCUCCAUGCAACUCACCUUCCUAACCCUGUUUGGGAACUAUUUUUAUGUUACUUUUUAACGUAGGAAAAGACACAUGUAUGUUUUUAUUGCCUCUGUCCCUUCUUAGCAAGAUACCAUACACAUUGUUCUACAACUUUUUUUUUUUCUUAACAAUAGGUUUUGAAGAUCACGCCAGGCAGAGCAUAGGAACAGUCGUCACGUCUUCACAGCUGCUCCGCUGGGCGGCUGUUCCUGGUGAACAAGGGGCUGUUUGCAGGCCUCUGCUAGCCUUCCCUUCUGUAGUGGAAAGUGCAUGGUUGGUUAAUAUGGAAAGGCCCAGAGAGGCAAAGCUGGUAAGGAAGAAGCCUGGUCGUGCGGGUGGGGUGGGAGAGGAGAAGUACAAUUUCUGUUAGAGAAGCUAUCGUGGGCUCAUACGGGCCCUUAGUUCUGCUCCUCAGGUCCAGCCUUCCGAGCGGGGAGAAGACCUGCACACCACGAGCGCUUGAUGACCGCGGAGGUGCGUGCUGCCACCGGCUAACCGGCACGGUUCCCACCUUUGCUGCGCUUUUUGCAAGGCUUGGUGGCUAUCCUGAUGGAUGGUCUUCCCAGCACAAAACCAAAGCACUUCCUGGACCUCCCUGUGGCACCAGGAGGCACGGGUCAAAGCCAGCGCGUGGCUAUAGCAGGGCCAGCCACCUUGCAAGUCAGGUGCAGGCAGCGUGCGGGCAGGCGCGGCGCUCCGCAAGGGCAGGGCUGCGCCCCACGCACUCCCGUGUCCUCGCGUGACCUGGUGGGAGGGGCCCUUCGUCACAGCCCCACGUCUGAGCGGCAAACUCACCCUCCGCGGCCAGGGAGGUCGCCUAAUGAGAGAGGAGGGCAGGGGCUACGGAAUAACGGCGACACUGGGCCUCGGUGGGGAGGAAGGGGACGUUCGGUUCAGCCCCAGCGCAGCCCGCACGUCGUGCCCGCUCUCCUAUCUCACAACAGCAGUGGGAAAUCUCCAUCUUAUGUGAGCACACCUACUUUUUUGCGUUGACAACCAAUCUGAACUUGAGCCUGCUUGGGCCAACCCCCCGGCGACGGCCCCGCGCCCUUCCGAGUCCCCUGAGCCCCGGGAGCCCCUGCGGGACCCUCUGCCCGGCCGCACUGCGCCUGCGCGGUGGGCGCGCCGGACCGAACCAUCGCGCGAGCAGGGGUGCGUGCGGCGCGCGAGCUUCCCCGCCCCGUGGAGCCGCCCGUUGCCAUGGAGCCGCCCGCCGCCAACGCCGCCAACGCGGUUGUCUGGGAGCCCCCGGAGGAGCCUCCGCGACGUCCCGUCCACUGCAGAGAGCCUUGCCUGAACAUCUGCGCUGAGCCAGGUGCUGCGCCAGGUACUGAGCAGGCCCGCUCUGGUCCGCCAGGCGCCGAGAGCUCCCUCACAGAUAAUUUCUGCUUCCCAAGAUGGAAGAAGAUGCUAGCCUAUUUCCUAAGAAGGAGCUUUUGGACAAUGUCCCACUUGUGGAAGAUGAAAGAGAUGAACUAGAGGAUCGAGAGUUUGAGGCUGAAUUUCUUCCUGGAGAAGCUGGGAACAGUGCUGACUCAGGAUGCCUCUGCCCAGAGAAACAGCACAACGCUGAUGCUGAUAUAAGUAAGAAGAAAACAGCCAUCCCAGAUGGACUCCAGGCACGCCACCUGCGAAAGACCUUGAGCCACCUAGAGAAGUUGCGUGAAGAGAAAGAGCUUUUCAUUCAGAAAACCAGAGGAGAGCUGCGUGCUUGCCGCCAGAGGAUGGAUCUCAUCACCAAACAGCAGGCGAGCGUGUCGGCUGAGGUGGCUGCGGAAAAAGAGGCCAACAACACUGCAGCCGUGGGCCGCCUCCAGGCGGUGUCCAGACGCCUCUGCACGGAGCUGAACAACGAGAGAGACCUGCAGUCGAAAAUCAGGGCGCUGCUGCAGAAGAGCGAGAGCAGCAUGUGGCACAUUGCAAUCCAGGAGCGACCGCUCAAGGACGGCCCCAAGUCUGCCCAGGAGGAGGAGGUGGCUGGCAGGAAGCGGCUCCAGGAGCAGGCGGCCAAGGAGGAGGCGGCCUUGGAGAAGGCUGAGCGGAACCGGCUGCUGAGGGCCAGGAAGUCCAUAUACCUCCAGAGGGAGCACGGGCUCAGGCACCAGAAGCUGGUGGAAGACGCCCAGAAGAAUCACAAGAUCGCAGUGAGGUUCCUGAAGGCCUCCCUGAGAAGAAUUCGAGAACAGGAGAGAAAGGAGGAGAGGAAGUCCCGGGCGCACAUGAAGAGGCGCAUGGACGCAGUGCUGGCUCUGAAGAACAGCAUCACCGCCAACAGGGAAACGCUCCGGAAAUUUCAAGCAUGGGGCCAGGCCAAGGCAGAGCUGGCUGAGCAGAAGGCCCAAGCCGAGAAGGAGAUGAUUCUGGCCCAAGGUGGGGACGCCUUCAAGCACCUUUUCCAUCAACGCCGGUGCCAGGAGCUGGACGCCCAGAAACGCACCUUCGAGGAGGAGCAGAAGCUCAGAAAGCAGGAGAUCGUAAGUCGCAUUUUGAAAGAGGCGGCUGAGGAAGAGAAUAGGAAGAAGAAACAGUCUUCCCCUGCCAAAGCCACAGACCGGCUGACUCUGAGGGAUAAGACGUGGAGAUGUGUCACAGACGUCUGUGAAGGGAGGGACACAGCAGUGCUUUCCCGUCACCUGCUGGACAGCGACGGGGCCGCACACCCCAAAGCCCCUCAGUUACUGGAAGCCAUUUCCAGUGAGUCUGUCCAGGGGGACCCCGGGAACACCAGCUGGGAAGAUGACACGCUGGCUGAGCCCGAGGUCCCCGGGCUCUGGAAGGAAGACUAUAAGCCGUACCAGGUGCCCAAAGAGGAGGUGGCCCGGAAGACUGUGGGUGGGACGAAGAUGGACAAGGACAUCCUCGCCCGCACCACGGAGCAGGUGCGCUGCAGAGUGACCCACAAGCGGGUGGUGUCCAGGUGCGAGUUCAAAGGUCGCCCCUUCAAUAGCAAGCCCAAGCUCAUCCACUUCAAGGAUUUUGAUAUUGGCAAAGUGUAUAAGAAAAAGAUCACAUUGAUAAACGCCACCUACACCAUUAACUAUUGCAAGCUGGUGGGCGUGGAGGAUCAUCUCCAGGACUUCAUCCACAUCGAAUUUGAUCCCCCUGGUCCCAUGUCAGCCGGGAUGUCCUGCGAAGUACUUGUCACCUUCAAGCCCAUGAUAAACAAAGAUCUGGAAGGAAACAUCUCAUUUAUGGCUCAGACGGGUGGAUUUUCUGUUCCGCUGAAGUGCUCCCCGAAGAAAUGUGCACUGUCCCUUGACAAGGAGCUCAUCGACUUUGGCAGCUAUGUGGUGGGGGAGACCACGUCCCGGACCAUCACGCUGACCAACAUCGGGGGCUUGGGCACCAAGUUCAAGUUUCUUCCAGCCUCAGAGUCCUAUGAGAUGGACAUCUCCCAGUCGGUCAUGAAAAUAAGCAGUGUGUUCACAGAUGAAGAUAAAAGCCUGUACGAUAGAAUCAUCACCAGCAUUUCUGAGCAACAGAUCAAGGGCAACGAGUCCUCUCCCACAGACAUGCCAAGCCAGAAGGAGUCUGGGAAGCGGGACAGCAAGGAACAGGAAGAGGGGCGCCCCACAGAAUCAGAGGGAGUGACCGUGACCACUGUCGUGACCAUACCUCCCAACGAGGAACAGACAGAGAUCUCGCUGGGAGAGGUGACAGAGGGUGAGAUUGGCCCCUUCAGCUCCAUCAAAGUGCCGGUCAUCUUCACGCCGAUCAUCCCAGGAGAGGUCCAAACCAAGUUCAAGGUUGUGUUCAAGAAUCAGCAGUGCCCGACAUUGUAUUUCAGAGUCGUGGGUGUUGCUAUCGAUGUGCCAGUCUGGGUGCCAAAGCCCAACGUAGAUCUGAAGAUGUGUAUGUACGACCGGCUGUACCAGGACUCCGUCCUUGUGCACACACGGUCGAAAGUGGCCCUGCGUCUGAAGUUCGAAGUAUGCAAGGAGCUGAGGGAGCACAUGGAGCUCCUGCCGGAGACAGGCUACAUCCAGGCCCAGUCCUCCUACGCCGUGCAGCUCAAGUUCCUGCCACGACACUCCCUCCCAGAAGAUGCAGGGAAGUAUUUCGACAAGGAAAGCAGAGUCCUAGAGGCCCCAAUGACAAUCCGGGUGGCUGACCAGAUCAAGCCGGUGGGGUUUACCGUGCAUGCUGUGGUCACCACCUCGGACCUGGAGCUCAGCCCCUCAGCCGUGGACUUCGGCUACUGCACCAUCUACGAGGCCAUCAGGACACAAGUCAGCCUCUACAACCACUCCCUCCUGCCCCAGGGGUUUGGGUUCGUCGGGCUCCCCAAGUUUGUGGACAUUCAGCCCAAUGACGGGUUUGGGACAAUCCUGCCGCUAGAAAUGCUGCAUCUUGACGUGAUCUUCCAACCCACCAAGGCUAAGGAGUACAACUUCGAGCUCGUCUGCAAGUCCGAGAUCAACCGGUGCUUCCAGCUGGCGUGCCGGGCUGUGGGCGUCCACCCGCCCCUGGAGCUGUCCCACUACCAGGUCAAGUUUGCAGCCACCUCCCUGUAUGACAUGUCCGUGGCCACCCUGUACGUCAUCAACUCUCACGUGAGCAUGAACUCACUGACCCACUCCGUGCCCCGCAUCGGCUCAGAGGACGCCUCUCCCGUGGGGCCCACAUCGUUUGAGUUCCUGCCGCCCCCGGACUCACCCAUUACCAUCUCGCCCUCGGUGGGGACCGUGCUGCCAGGAAAGAGGUGCCUGAUCCAGGUGGUGUUCCGGCCCGUGCUGCCCAGCAAGCUGAUCCACCAGGAAGCCUCCCAGGCCCUGACCAAACCAGUGGAGCUCCGCAAGGACACAGCCACCCAGAGGAAGGACCUAAGGAGACAGUCCUCCACACCGCGGCUGCAGAACCAAGACCGACUGCACCGGACCUCGACCACCCCAAUUGCAGAGCUGUGUGAGCAGGACUUCAAGUUCAGUUCCGACGAGUACCAGGCUGCCCAGGCCACCCUGGCCAGAUCUUUCCAGGGGAAGUUUGACAAGUUUGUGGUUCCCUGUGUCGUUGCCAGUGGUGACACCAAAGACAGGAAGGGGACAGAACCCCUGAGCUUCAGUCCUCACAAUACCCUGUACCUGGAGCUGUGGUGUCCGGCAGUGGCACCAUCUAUCGUGGUGACCUCCAACAGAGGCAAAACCAUCUCCAACUUCGGUGACAUCGCUGUAGGACACCACGGCAUAAAAAAAGUCUCCAUCCAGAACAUCUCCGCAGAGGAUCUGGCUGUGGAGUUCUCCAUGCUAAACCCCAAUGGCCCCUUCGUCCUGCUGAACGCCAUCAGCAAGCUGCUUGCUGGCGAGACCCACGUCCUGACACUGUCCUUCUCUCCCCAUGAGAGCAUCCUGGCCCAAGAGACACUGGACAUCAUCACCAAGAGAGGCACACUCUCCCUGACCCUCCUGGGCACCGGCGUGGCAUCCAUGAUCACGUGCUCCAUUGAAGGGAACACUCUCGACAUGGGUUAUGUGAUUGCCAGAGAGUCUGUGUCCUCAAGCUUCAAGCUGCAGAACUGCUCCACGCUGCCCAUCAAGUUCUCCCUGCGGCUGGACAGCCUCUCCCGCUCCAAGAGCGAAGACCAGCAGCGGCUGCCGCAGUUCCUGGCCUCUCGGGCCCAGAGGACUGAAGUAGUGGGCACUCAGAACAACAGUGGCCAGAGCGUGUUCAGCGUGAUCCCGGUCAAGGGCAUCAUGGACCCGGGCAAGGCGCAGGACUUCACCGUGACCUUUAGCCCAGACCACGAGAGCCUGUACUUUUCCGACAGGCUGCAGAUCGUGCUCUUCGAGAAGAAACUCUCCCACCAGAUCCUUCUGAAGGGCGCGGCCCGUGAGCACAUGAUGUUCGUGGAGGGCGGAGACCCCCUGGACGUGCCUGUGGAGUCCCUGACUGUGAUCCCCACCUACGACCCUGAGCGCAGAGAGGAAGCAGAGGAGCUAAAGCCCAUCCUGGUGACCCUGGAUUACAUCCAGUUAGACACAGACACGCCAGCCCCACCUGCCACCCGAGAGCUGCAGGUGGGCUGCAUCCGGACCACCCAGCUGUCCCCAAAGAAGACUGUCGAGUUCAGCCUGGACAGCAGCACGGCUCUGCAGCACAAGGGCUUCACCAUCGAGCCCUCCAGGGGCUCCGUGGAGCGUGGCCAGACCAAGACCAUCAGCAUCUCCUGGAUGCCACCUGCCGAUUUUGAUCCAGAUCAUCCACUCAUGGUGUCAGCCCUGCUGCAGCUCAAGGGGGACGUGAAGGAGACUUACAAGGUCCUCUUUGUGGCCCAGGUGGUGACCGGCCCCUGAGGCCACAGGAGUCUCUCCACAGAACCCCCUCAAACCCUCCUGUUCACCCUUGAAGCCCUCCCCUGGUCUGUAAACCAGGCCAAACCACCCACAGGCCUGGGACCUGGGCAUCCCCUGCUGGGCAGGUUCAAAUGUGCAGACCUCUGUGUUGCCCCAGGGCCAGGGCACCCCAGCCCCACAGGCAUGGCCACUUCCUGCUGCCCCGGACCCAGUGAGUCCAGAGGCCCGAGAGCACCCCCUCCCUGGCCCCACUCAGAACCAGCAAUAAGGCUAGUCCUACCCACAACCUACUCUUACUCUGAGCGCCUCAGAACCCCCAGCCCCACCAGUACCCACCUGCCCAGACUUUAUAAGUCCUAGUGGGGGGAAGAGCUGCCCCCACAGGUCUGUCAAUAAACCUCUGGGCUUCUUCAUACAGGCCUUUAGUGUGGGAUGUGCCCCAAAUCAGAGAUGGACACAGAGCCCUGGGGGGAGGCAGCACCCUGCCUUCUAACCCCCCACACCCACACACAAAAGUCAGUCCAUAAACAAUGAACUCUGCCUCUCUGGAGGGUGGGUGCCUAGAUCAUUGGGGUAACCGCUAGCAAGGCAGGGUGCUGGGAAUACAGGCUGAAGUUGAGACAGGCCCAGACCCAGUGAGGCCCUGCAAAGAUGAAGAAGGGUACAGGAGGCUCCAAAGCCAGGGGGACCCUUUAGGAUUCUCUGCCCCUCCAAAGUUUCAGGAUCCCUGAUGACCCCAAGGAAGGAGGGAACAAAUGUGGGGGACUCAUGCUUAGGGCCUCCCUCAGUGUCUAGCUGGGGGUCCAGGGUGAGGCCCAGAGCAUAAGUUUUGUUUUCCAUUUUUCUGGACAGAGUCCAGGCUCAGCCUUCUGGGCUCCAACGGCUCUACCUUCGAGGUAGAAGCCCCCACAGGCCAUACAACACUCCUUGGAGCUCAAAAUGUGCCCUUGCCCCAGCCCCUGCCUUCUGGAGAGUGCUGGCUGGACAUUGUCCCCACAGAGCCCAUCCAGUCUGGCCCCUCUGUACACAGCAUACCCAACCCCCCAACCCUAGUCCCAUGCCUGCCAACAGGAGAGCACAUGCAACUUUCCCUAGCAAGAAUGGAGGGUGUGAUGCAUCUGGAGACUUUCCUGGGCACAGGCUUCAGGACACCAGCCUGGAACCACCUAUCCUAACCCCAGUUCCUUGGUGCCCUUCAUGGCUGGAAGCCUGUCAUCUCCCUAACCUGAGGCCAGUGACGGUGACUCUACAGUGGAGUUUUGCAGGACUUCUGUCUGUGCCCUCCUGGAGCUGACCAGCCAUAGCCCAAGCCACUUUCUCACCAGAUGAGAGGAGAAGGCAGGCUCCAGCAGCCCAGGCCAAACCCAGGCCCCAGGAGGAGGUGCUCCCUGAAGGGCGUGGUCCCUGCCUCCUCUUCUGGCUGGUGGGCAAGAGGGGCAGGCCACUCUUCUAAACCCUGGCCUCAAUCUCCUGCUAACAGGCCCUGGUGCUCACUGGCCAAGGCCCUGCCUGAACUCCUGUGCACUGGCUGGACUUCUGUCCAUCCCCCUCCCUCCCAUCCAGUGAAGGGCAGGAGGGAGGAGGAGGAAGGAUGGCCAGCAGCCAAGCUCAGCCAGCCUGGCUGGAGCAAGGUGGGCAGGAGGGGCCCUGGGGUGCCAUGGCACAGCCUGGAGGUGCAGAACAGCUUCAGGGCAAAGCCCGGGACAAGAUCAAGUGAGAUCAAAAAGCAGGUGCCUGGCCCAUCCAGGCAGGAGAGCCAAGCCCAGGAGGUCCUUCCAGUGGGGGGGACUCAUGGAGAGUAUAUCCUGAAUGCAAUUAAGAAAGACAGGUCAGGGCACCUAGGGUGGGUCAGUUGGUUAAGUGACCGACUCUCUGAUUUCAGCUCAGGUCAUGAUUCCAGGGUCCUGGGAUCAAGUCCCAAGCUGGGCUCCCUGCUCAUCUGGGAGUCUGUUUCUCCCUCUC